Messenger RNA from Cervus elaphus (red deer), 1453 nucleotides. RefSeq names its product hemogen (gene HEMGN). Gene Ontology annotation, cellular component: nucleoplasm. The coding region runs from base 104 to 1405 and encodes 433 amino acids. The record is from RefSeq and is a predicted model, not a curated record. Gene Ontology annotation, biological process: regulation of osteoblast differentiation; cell differentiation. The transcript is spliced from 4 exons. NCBI's taxonomy places the organism in Eukaryota, Metazoa, Chordata, Mammalia, Artiodactyla, Cervidae.
GAACUCAUCUAUGUGUGUGUUUUUUAACUGUUAGUUACUUUUGACAUUUUAAAAAAGGCCUCUUGUGGAAGUCAGACCAAAAGCAGGAAGAUACUGCAGCAAGAUGGAUUUGGGAAAGGACCAAUCUCUCUCAAAGCUCCAUCAGACACCUGUUCCUCGUCAAGAAGAGACCCAGGUUCCAGAAGUCAUUGGAACUUGGAGCUUGCGAAACAGAGAGCAACUCAGAAAAAGAAAAGCUGAAGCACAAGAAAAGCAAACGUCACAAUGGCAAAUUCGAGAGAAAAAACACAAGUGGCAACGAACAGGGAAAAGAAGUGAAAGAGGCAGAAAGAGACAACAAAACACAGAAAUGAAGUUGGAGCUUCCGUCACAAUUAGAAAAGGAAGUGAUGGAGAAAGCGCCAACACCUGGAGAGACAGAAAUCGAGCCACCUGGGCAUGUGACCGAAGCUCUCCCUCCGGCAGUGUCCCCACAAAGAGUUGCGCCCGAGAAACAUGUUUCUGAAGUAGGUCAAGAAAGUGUUACCCUUCAGGAAAAUUCUUCUGAGUACCAAGCAACAGCAGUACAAAACCACUCUUCUGAAAUAUGCCAAGAUACAGCUGAAUCUGAAGACCUCUCUCCUAAAAUGUGCCAAGAAAUAGCUAUAUUUCAAGACCAGCCUUUCAAAAUGUUCCGUGAUGUGGCUCAGCCUGAAGACGUCUCUCCUGAAACAUGCCAAGAAGCCAUUGCAGCCAAAGUCCUUUCUUCUAAAACAUCUGAAGAUACAGCUGACCUAGAGGGAUGCUCUCUUGAAACAUACCAGAAAAGACCUGAGCCCGAGGAACCUGAUUCUGAACCAGGUCAAGGAAUAGUUGAGACUGAAAGCUUUGUUUCUAACACACAGCAAGAAAUGGCUGAGCCUAAAGAGCUUUCUACGGAAACACACCAGGAAACAGUUGAACCGGAACACUUUUCUCGUAAAAUAUAUGAAGAAAUUGCUGGGUCUAAAGCCCCCUCUCAUAAAACAGCCCAAGAAACAUCUGUUCCUGAAAAAUAUCCCCCAGCGAUGUACCAAGAAACACCUGGGUCUGAAGAAUAUUCACUUGAAAUAUACCAAGAAACCCCAGGACCUGAAGAUGGUGCACCUGAAAUAUACCAAGAAACAGCUGGACCUGAAGACCUCUCUACUAAGACGUAUAAAGACAAAGAUGUUCCUAAAGAAUGCUUUUCCAAACUGUACCAGGCAAUAGGUGGAGCCCAAGACCAGGAUCCUAAAGCACAGCAGGAAGAUGCUAAGGAUGUUUAUACUUUUCCUCAAGAAAUGAAGGAAAAUCCCAAAGCAGAAGAACCAGAGAUAAUAGAAAUUCCAAAUGUGCUUCAAGAGAGUAACCCAGAAAAUGACAUCUAUAGUUAUGUUUUGUUUUAACAAUGUUCAACCAUCAUAGUCAUCCAACAAAAUACACAUCUUAGUACA